Messenger RNA from Patiria miniata (bat star), 2748 nucleotides. RefSeq names its product transaldolase-like. Lineage: Eukaryota; Metazoa; Echinodermata; Asteroidea; Valvatida; Asterinidae. Gene Ontology annotation, biological process: carbohydrate metabolic process; pentose-phosphate shunt; pentose-phosphate shunt, non-oxidative branch. The record is from RefSeq and is a predicted model, not a curated record. Gene Ontology annotation, cellular component: intracellular anatomical structure; cytoplasm. Bases 103 to 1095 code for a protein of 330 amino acids. The transcript is spliced from 9 exons. Gene Ontology annotation, molecular function: transaldolase activity.
AACCAGACUACAUACUGACUUCCUAUGCGCUUCAGCGAACAUGUGCAUAUUUCCGUGACAUCACCUCUCGUAUAAAAGCAGCAAAUUUCCGGCUUAUGCAUAAUGUCCUCUCCAAAGCGACAAAAAAUGGCUUCUCUGCUGGAACAGCUUAAACAAGUCUCGACUGUUGUCGCAGAUACCGGUGAUUUUGAGCUAAUCAACCAAUACAAGCCGACAGAUGCUACCACCAACCCCUCUCUCCUCCUGGCAGCUGCAAAGAUUGAGAAAUACAAUCAUCUGAUUGAAGAUGCAGUCAACUAUGGCAAGAGCAAUGCUAGCACCCUCAAAGAGCAGGUCACAGCCACCAUGGACAAGCUCUUUGUCAAUUUUGGAGUGGAAAUCCUGAAGAUAGUCCCAGGAAGGGUCUCCACAGAGGUAGAUGCACGUCUGUCGUUUGACAUCGAUGCUCAGAUUGCUAAGGCAAAGAAGUUGAUUGCAUUGUAUGAAGAUCAGGGCAUUGGUAAAGAACGAAUCCUCAUCAAGCUGAGUUCAACAUGGGAGGGCAUCCAAGCUGCCAGGCAGCUGGAGAAGGACUAUGGCAUCCACUGUAACCUCACCCUUCUCUUCUCCUUUGCUCAGGCUGUUGCAUGUGCAGAGGCUGGAGUGACUCUGAUUUCACCGUUUGUGGGUCGUAUCUUGGACUGGUACAAAGCCAAAACCGGCAAGGCUGGCUAUGAAUCUGCAGAGGAUCCAGGUGUAGUCAGCGUUAAGAAGAUAUAUAACUACUACAAGAAGUUUGGCUACAAGACAGUGGUGAUGGGGGCUUCAUUCCGCAACAUUGGUGAAAUUACCGAGCUGGCCGGUGUGGAUAACAUCACUAUCAGUCCUAAGCUGCUGGAAGAGUUAAAGACGACCAACGCUCCACUGCCUCGGAAGCUGUCACCUGAUUCAGCGGAAGAACUGACGAUGGAAAAGGUAUCCCUUGGUGAGCAGCAGUUCCGCUGGCUGCACAACGAGGAUCAGAUGGCUGUGGAGAAACUCUCGGAUGGAAUCCGCAACUUUGCUGCCGAUGCCAUCAAACUUGAGAACAUGCUGAAGGAGAAACUCGCUCAGUAAGAACAACAAACAAUUGAGUAGGCCUAUUACUACGGAGUCAUCAGUCUCUGUACACACGAGCUAGAGUUAAAAUAUUCGCAAUGCUACUAACAGAUGUUGCUUCCCCCUCACUGCAACUGGCUACCCAGCCAUCAUAUCUGUAUAUUAGAAUACAUGUAGUGUAUUUCUGAACAGGUAGUGUUUCCUACAUGACUCAAUUUGUGGGCGCAUUACAUUCCUUAGCAUUGGGAAAUCGAGAACAAAUAGCAAAUUACCCUUUUCCAGAUUCAGUGAGAUAAAAGUAACCAGUUAUGAAUACAUCAUGAAAUUUGAUUGGUUGUUUGCAAUGUCGAAAAUCUUGACUGCAUAGUUAUUAAUUGUUUUACCCUUUUCCAGAUUCAGUGCGAUAAAAAUAACCAGUUAUGAAUACAUCAUGAAAUUUGAUUGGUUGUUUGCAAUGUCAAAAAUCUUGACUGCAUAGUUAUUAAUUGUUUUUUGCAAAACGCAACUUUCAGAUAAACUGUUCAUAUGGCAUAGAGUUUGAUGGAAUUGUUUGUAGUCCAUGUGCCCCAUGACAUAAUGCCGACAGGCAACCAAGCAGGGGUGAGAUUUGUCAGGAUUUGUCCUGAUUUCAGGAUUUUUAAAGAAUCCCUUUUGAAAUCUUGAAUUCCUGAGGUUUUACCAUAUAUAUAAAGCAAAAGAUAUGGAUGUUUUAAUGGGUGUCUUUUGGCGAAUAUGAACACAUACAAGAGACCCUUCAUUGCUCUGGGGACCUCAAACCCUCUGCCGAUUAUUCCAUGGAUUGUUCAUUUUCUGCCAGUCUCACCCCUGACCACCAGGCAACCCAAACACUGAAGCCUCUUGUGCAUGUUAUUUGGCCCACAUUAGACAGUAUAUGUCAACACUUUUAAACCAGUCCUAUUUCAAGAGAGAUACAUGCAGAUACAUACGCGCUUUGGAAAGAAACUCUUCAAAUAUAGGUGUUGUCUAAAACAAAAAAUAAUUAGCAAGUCUUCCCAAAUGUUUUUAAAAAAAAGAAAGGUUUUUUAAUGAGUCCGCACAACUUUAUGUGAUAUGCACUGAACGAUUAGUUUAUUAUAAUCUUUAAGGUUAGAAAACUGGGCAGUAGAAGUUUGAGUUAAUAUUUUAAUAAUUAUGGAAUGUAGUUUUGACCUGAUUCAUAGUACAUUGUUCAUCUAUAAACUUUGCUGAAUAAGAAUUAAAGAUCAUUUAUCUUGUUACAUUAUUAUGAAUGGAAAUGAUUGAAUCUGAGAAAGAUACAGCAAAGAAAGAACAGAAAGCUACUUUUGUACUUCAUUUAAAUAAAACGUGUUUAUUUUGACACCCUGAGAAAGGCAGAUACUGCAAUUAACAUUAAAAUAUUGGUUGAGGGCUGUUUAUACUUGACUUUACCUAUGUUGGCUAAUUACCUGAAUUUUGCACCAUAAAAAAACCUAGAUAUAAAAAUAUAUGAAUUUAUUUUUAUACGAAAGUAAUUUAGAUCUUUUUUCUCUUGGUCGAAACCAGGUUUGUUUUGUUAAACCGAUGUUUUGAUUUUGAGCAAGGUCCUAAUUGAUAUAUAAUUUUCUUUGAGUUUGAAGGUGUUUAAAAAACAGGAAAGGGAAGGGGACAGUGAUGUUCGAGGUAAAUGUAAUAAAGUACUGUAGCAGAGAA